Molecule: messenger RNA, 2073 nt
Organism: Phymastichus coffea
Lineage: Eukaryota; Metazoa; Arthropoda; Insecta; Hymenoptera; Eulophidae
Product: phenoloxidase-activating factor 2-like
Exons: 8
Coding region: 58-1767 (569 amino acids)
Biological process (GO): proteolysis
Molecular function (GO): serine-type endopeptidase activity
Source: RefSeq, a predicted model, not a curated record
CUUUGGAACGAAAAACGGCAAUGCACCGAUUCUGUUGAAGUGUGCUGCUUCAUUCGAAUGACUAAUCCAACUGUGCCUACUACAGCAACACCUACGUUGAUAACUCCGACCACAACCAUGAACCCAACUGUACCUACUUUACCAACUACAAUUUUAACAAGUCAAUCAACAAGACCAACACCUUCACCAAUAAUAACUCUACCAACGACGACGAUGCCAACUCUAACAUUAACAUUACCAACGUUGCCAACGACAGAUACGCAAACAACAAUUACGCAACAACAGUUUUGCAUUUGCGUUCCUAUAUUUCAAUGUGCCGUCAACAGUGGUAAUGUAGUUACUGGUGUACCGAACAAUAUUGAUCCAAGACAACAGUUGACUAGCACUUGCAAUGGGAUUUUUGUGUGUUGCAAUAAUAUCGGAUCUCAAACUCCAGCUACGACUUUGCCUCCAUUCACCCUACCAAUAACGCUGCCAACGACCACAGUAUCGACAAUGUCCAUGUUACCAGCACUGAAUUUGCAACUGAAUUGUCUCUGCGUAUUAUCGGCAGCGUGUAGUCUUGGUUACAUGCCGUGGUCAGAUGUGAACAAAAUUGAUCCUCGUAUGCUUGUACCUCACCAAGGUCAAUCGUGUUCUAAAACCAAUUCAGUAUGUUGUAGGCUAGGUCAACAAGAACUUUCUGUUCAACCCAACUCGCUUGUGAAGUUUGAAAAUGAAGACGUUAAAAAUCCUGGUACUCCAAAUGCUUGCAAAUGCGUACCUGUAGAUAACUGUCCUGAUAGUGAUACUAUUAGUUACGACAGUGACGGCACCAUUGAUCCUAGAAUCGGACCAUGUAUGAGUCCAGUUCUUGUCUGCUGCAAAGUGGACAGUAAUAAGCUUUUAAGAAGUGAAGUUGGAGUCAUUGAUCUAAAUCCCUCAGCUUCUAUAAUCACUGGUUCUACUAGUAGUCGAGCAAAUGUCGCUAAUUGUGGUCUUAGGGAUACAACUUAUGUUAAUGUCGUGAGCCCUUCACCCGGAUCAGCAUAUUUCGCCGAAUUUCCAUGGAUGGUGCUCAUUUUGAUUCGUCGUGCUGGUAUCAACGAUGUGGUCCAAUGUGGAGGUUCACUCAUCAACAACAGAGUUGUCAUGACAGCUGCGCACUGCAUCAUUAGCUGUGAUCCGGGAACACUAAUUGCUCGAUUAGGCGAAUGGGACACAGCAACAGUGACUGAACCUUUACCGUUCCAAGAAAUCGGUGUUCAAACUGUCACUGUUCAUCCCCAGUUUUAUCAGAACGGUCUCUAUCACGACGUUGCACUUCUUGUGCUGAACCGUGCAGCAACAUAUACAGUCAAUGUUAAACCAAUUUGUUUAGCUGUACAAGAUCAGCAGUUUGCUGCAAAUACCAUAUGCUAUGCUUCUGGCUGGGGAAGCAAUGCAUUCGGAGCACAAGGACAAUAUCAAUCAAUAUUACGAAAAGUUACUCUACCUAUCGUUGACAACGGUAGCUGUCAAACUCGGUUGAGAGCAACAAGGUUGGGUCAGUUUUUCCAGUUACAUUCGAGCUUCAUAUGCGCUGGUGGGCAGCCGAAUAUGGAUACCUGUACCAAAGAUGGCGGAGGUCCACUUGUUUGUCAGGAUCCAACGGGACGAUUCACGCAGGCUGGAAUUGUCUCUUGGGGUAUCGGAUGUGGCUCUGCAGCGCCUGGAGUUUAUGCAAGUGUAGCGCAGAAUAGACAGUGGAUCGAUCAACAGGUUUCGGCACUUGGUAUUUAUAAGUGAUAGUAUCUAUUUGAAUUAUACUUUUAUUAUCGUUGUCUAGUCUAUUGUAUUUAUAAAUCGGAAAAAGUAUUUUAUUUCAAAAAAUAUUCGUUUUCUUUCAUUAUAAUUUUCAUUUCUAAGAUUUGCAACUGUGACGGAUUUACAAAAUAAAAUAAACUUAUUGAUGAUAAAAAAUAUUUUACAUAUAAGUAUAUAGUUUAAUCGAGGUUGUUAUUAAAAGUGUAAGCUUCUAACAAAAUUUGAUAUUUGUAACAAAUUGUGAUAUAGCGGUAAAUCUGUAUACAUAUCACAAUAUAGCAAGCAAUC